Mytilus californianus (California mussel) is the source of this 1583-nucleotide messenger RNA. Its product is annotated as actin-like protein 6B. NCBI's taxonomy places the organism in Eukaryota, Metazoa, Mollusca, Bivalvia, Mytilida, Mytilidae. Bases 90 to 1379 code for a protein of 429 amino acids. Gene Ontology annotation, molecular function: chromatin binding. Gene Ontology annotation, biological process: nervous system development; regulation of transcription by RNA polymerase II. The record is from RefSeq and is a predicted model, not a curated record. The transcript is spliced from 14 exons. Gene Ontology annotation, cellular component: SWI/SNF complex; NuA4 histone acetyltransferase complex.
AAAACCGUCAAGCACCGGAAGUUUACAAAAUAGAUGCCGGCUUGUUUUCUUUGUUUUAAUCUCUUUAAACAUUCAUAAAAACUACGAAAAUGAGUGGUGGAGUGUAUGGUGGAGAUGAGGUUGGAGCAGUGGUAUUUGACAUAGGAUCCUAUUCUAUUAGAGCUGGAUAUGCUGGAGAAGACUCCCCAAAAGCAGAAAUUCCCACACACAUGUCAGUUGUUGAUGACCCAGAUGUUGCCAUGGAAACAGAUGAUACAGAAAAGAGUAUUAAAGGUCCUAGCAAAAAAUAUUACAUUGACACAGGUGCCAUCAAAGUACCGAGAAAGGGAGCAGAAAUAUCCACAUUUAUUAAAGAUGGCAUGAUUGAUAAUUGGGACAUGUAUGAAGAAUUGAUGGAUCAUAUCUACAACAAAUCUAUAAAAUCAGAAUCUAAUCUACAUCCUGUUAUGAUGUCAGAACCAGCCUGGAAUGUUAAAGGAAAAAGAGAAAAGUUGGCAGAAAUCAUGUUUGAGAAGUACAAUGUUCCAGCUUUCUUCCUCUGUAAAAAUGCAGUACUAACAGCAUUUGCUAAUGGAAGGUCUACAGGACUUGUAUUAGACAGUGGUGCCACACACACAUCGGCUGUACCUGUAUAUGAUGGCUAUGUAAUACAACAAGCUAUCGUUAAGUCACCUUUAGCUGGAGAUUUCAUCUCCAUGGAAAUUAAAAAGUUAAUGGAAGAAUUAGAAAUAGACGUUGUCCCCCCUUAUCAGAUCAAAACAAAAGAACCAGUUGGUUUUAUGGAGGAAGCAAAGUGGAAGAAGAAAGAUAUACCAGAAGUUACUAAGUCUUAUCAGAAUUAUAUGGUCAAGGAUGUUUAUCAAGAUUUUGCAGCCUCUGUUGUUCAAGUUAUGGAUACACCUUAUGAAAAAAGUUCAGCAGACACCAUGCCAAAUAUACAUUAUGAAUUCCCAAAUGGUUAUAAUCAAGAUUUUGGAUAUGAAAAAUAUAAAGUUUGUGAGGGUUUGUUUGAUCCCUCAAUAAUAAAGGAUUUACCAAGUGGGAAUACGAUGUUAAGUGUUGGACAUGUAGUAACAACUAGUGUAGGAAUGUGUGAUAUUGACAUUCGACCUAGUUUAUACAGUAGUGUUAUAGUGACUGGAGGGAACACAUUAUUACAGGGAUUUACUGAUAGAUUAAACAGAGAUUUAAGUACUAAGACACCUCCGAGCAUGAGAUUGAAAAUAAUAUCAGGAACGACUGGUAGUGCAGAGAGAAGAUUCAGUAGCUGGAUUGGAGGAUCUAUCCUGGCUUCUCUUGGUUCCUUUCAACAAAUGUGGAUUUCAAAGCAGGAAUUUGAAGAAGGCGGCAAAUCAUGUGUUGAGAGAAAAUGUCCAUGAAGGAUAUUGCUAAAAACCAGCAUGUGUUCGCUUAAACUAUAGCAUUGUCAGAAAAAUCCAAGAAACAUAAUAGAUGGUGCUAUUAUAUGACAAGCUAGAACUGAGAUGCAUUCAAGAUAAUGUUUGUUAUAUUUGAUGACGAAAAAUUUGUAAAUAUCAUUGUUUUGUAUCCUAUUAAAUGUCAAUAAAAUGAUAAAGAAAGAA